This is a messenger RNA of Salvelinus sp. IW2-2015, 466 nucleotides long. NCBI's taxonomy places the organism in Eukaryota, Metazoa, Chordata, Actinopteri, Salmoniformes, Salmonidae. The record is from RefSeq and is a predicted model, not a curated record.
ACUGAACAGCCAUGCAGGACCCAGCACAUUUGGCCCCCCUUUAACCCCACAUCCAGGACCUGUGGCCUUUCAUAGGACACCUGAACAUGGCCUUGUUCAGCUGUUUGUGCUCAUUGUUUGGAAGGGCAAAAGUGAUGUCCUCAUCAUGGGGCUACAAGAAUGGAGGCCCACCCCGCUUCCCCAUCUCAUCGACGGCCAACAUGCUUACGCGGUGAGGCAUCUCUUGAAGGUUCGACCUCGGGGCAGGGGGUUCCAGUACCUGGUUGACUGGGAGGGUUAUGGCCAAGAAGAGAGGUGCUGGGUCCCCGCCAGAGACAUCCUGGACCCAGGCCUCAUCGCAGAUUUCCAAUACCGACACCCUGGUCAACCGGGUAUGUGCCCGGCCUGUUGCCAGUUCAUUUUGUUCAUCAAACCUACCAGCGUUUUCCCCCUUGUUCCUGUCUUGUGUAUAGUUCCUGUUUUCUAG